ACGAAAGUGGGAAAGGAACUUCCGAAAGUGUGAAAAAGUUUUGGCACCAAAACAUAAUCAUCACCUCGUAAUCAAGGUCCAUCUUCAUCAUCUAGUAACAGUAUAGUAGCACUUGCCACAUAUAAGGGAAAAGGCACAACACGGCCACAGUUAAAUUAAUUAAAAGAAAGAAAACACGUUCUAACAGUUAGCACGCACACAUAGAGAGAAACAGCUGUUUGAGAUUGGCGCAUAGAUACGCAGGGUCGGUGAGUGAAGUCAGAAAGUGACCCCAUUUAGUUUCUUUGUGCAGCCGCGUUCGCUGAGUGCGUGUCCCCUUUCAUUUCAUUCUUAUCUGAUACCAAUGCCUUUUUGGAAAAUGCUGACCUGUGACCCUAUAUUCCUGAGUGUACCCUGCUAGUAUAUAUACCUCGCUUCUUCCCCUUGCUUUCUGAACCAAACAACAAAUAUUCAUGGCUUUCUUUAUUCUCUCCUUCCUCUUCCUUCUUCUUGUUUCAUCUGCCACUGCUUGUGAUCGCUGCUUGUAUCAAUCCAAGGCUUCCUAUUUCUCCAAAGCUUCUGCUCUUUCAUCUGGGGCAUGUGGGUAUGGCUCUUUGGCACUAGACAUAAGUGGUGGACACCUUGCAGCUGGUGUGGAUUCUCUCUUCAAAAAUGGAGCAGGUUGUGGUGCCUGCUUUCAGAUAAGAUGCAAGAACCCAACUCUAUGUAGCAAAGAAGGUACCAAAGUGGUAUUGACUGAUCUUAAUCACAACAAUCAAACUGAUUUUGUGCUAAGCAGCAGAGCCUUUGCGGGCAUGGCUCAAAAGGGUAUGGGCCAACAAAUACUGAAGCUUGGCAUUGCUGAAAUUGAAUACAAGAGAGUACCUUGUGAUUACAAAAAUCAGAAUUUGGCCGUUCGAGUUGAAGAAUCAAGCAAGAAGCCUGAUUACUUGGCAAUUAAAUUUUUGUAUCAAGGGGGACAAACAGAGAUAGUAGCCGUUGAUGUGGCUCAGGUUGGGUCUUCAAACUGGAGCUUCAUGAGCAGAAACCACGGGGCAGUAUGGGACACAAGCAGGGUACCCCAAGGCGCAUUGCAAUUUAGGUUAGUGGUAACGGCAGGGUAUGAUGGCAAGUGGAUUUGGGCAAAGAAGGUCCUACCUGCUGAUUGGAAAAAUGGACUUAUAUAUGAUUCUGGCCUUCAGAUUACUGACAUUGCACAAGAGGCUUGUUCCCCCUGCGAUGAUGGGACAUGAUUCUUUGCUGAAAAAUAACUCACAUAUACGCAUAGAUAGUAGGCAUCAAUUUUAUUAAUACUAUACUAUAGGCUCACAAUGCAACUUAUAAUAAUACUAAGGAAUCAUGGACUAGCUUAAUAAAUUUGAAAAGCAUUCUUAUUUGUAAACCACUCUCCACUUCGUUACUUUAUAUUCUUUCUCAUUGUAAGUUGUAACCAACCAAAAUAAUAUAUUCUUCCUUUUUGGAGUAUAUGAA
Messenger RNA from Glycine soja, 1470 nucleotides. RefSeq names its product expansin-like A2. Gene Ontology annotation, biological process: sexual reproduction. Bases 453 to 1232 code for a protein of 259 amino acids. NCBI's taxonomy places the organism in Eukaryota, Viridiplantae, Streptophyta, Magnoliopsida, Fabales, Fabaceae. The transcript is spliced from 5 exons. The record is from RefSeq and is a predicted model, not a curated record. Gene Ontology annotation, cellular component: extracellular region; plant-type cell wall; plasmodesma.